Molecule: messenger RNA, 1431 nt
Organism: Menidia menidia (Atlantic silverside)
Lineage: Eukaryota; Metazoa; Chordata; Actinopteri; Atheriniformes; Atherinopsidae
Source: the annotation of a GenBank genome assembly
AUGGCUUCUCACUUUAGCGGCGUCCUACAGCUGACAGAUCUAGACGAUUUUAUCACCCCUUCUCAGGAAUGUGUCAAACCAGUAAAAGUAGAGAAGAAGCAAGGAAAGUCUGUGGCAAAAAUACAGAUAGAAGAUGAUGGCAGUUAUGUUCAAGUCAAUCUGGAUGGUGGGAAGCAGAAACUGGAGAAAGCAAAGAUCUCACUGAAUGACUGCUUAGCCUGCAGUGGCUGUAUCACUUCAGCUGAGAGCGUCCUCAUCACGCAGCAGAGUCACGAGGAGCUUUUAAAGGUGCUGCGGAACAACAAGGCCAAAGAACAAGAGCAGAAGAUCGUGGUCGUGUCUGUGUCACCACAGUCCAGAGCCUCCCUUGCAGCGCACUAUGGUCUCAGUAGUAGUGAGGCGGGGAAGAGGCUCACUUCUUUCUUUAAAGGCCUGGGUGUACAUCAUGUGUUUGACACAAGUUUUAGUCGGAGCUUCAGCCUGCUGGAGAGUCAAAGAGAGUUUGUUGAGCGGUACCUGAGGAGAGAGCAGGAUAGUAAAUCCCUGCCCAUGCUAACGUCUGCCUGUCCAGGUUGGAUCUGCUACGCAGAGAAGACACAUGGGGAGUAUAUUCUUCCAUAUAUCAGCACCACCCGCUCCCCCCAGCAGAUGAUGGGCUCUCUAGUUAAAGGCUAUUUUGCAGGAGAGCAGGGGUGGAGUCCACAGCAGAUCUACCAUGUGGCUGUUAUGCCAUGCUUUGACAAGAAACUUGAGGCCUCUCGCUCGGAUUUCUACUUAGACCAAGCCGAGACCCGGGAAGUGGAUUGUGUCAUCACUUCUGGCGAGGUUCAGAAAAUGCUGGAGGAGGAAAAGGUUUCUCUUAAUGAUGUUGACCCAGCAGCCCCAGACACAAUGUUCAGCAGUGUGUGUGGGGAUCAGUUUCUGAGCCAUGCAGGGAGUGGUUCAGGUGGUUACCUCCAUCACGUCUUCACUUAUGCUGCCAAACAGCUCUUUGGAGAGGAGGUGAAGGAGCUCACUUACAAGACCCUUAGGAAUAAGGACUUCCAAGAGGUGAGACUGGAGAAAGAUGGUGAAGUCCUGCUGUGCUUUGCCUCAACUUACGGCUUCCGCAACAUUCAGAACCUUGUGCAAAAACUCAAGAGGGGGAAAUCGCCUUACCACUUCGUGGAAGUCAUGGCCUGUCCAUCAGGCUGUCUCAAUGGUGGGGGGCAGGUGAAGCCCUCUUCUGGUCAGAUCCAGAAGGAGGUUCUCCAGACAGUGGAGCAGCUCUACAGAGAAGAGCGCCCCCUGCUGCCAGAAGACGAUGCUCAGGUAGCAGACCUGUACAAGUCCUGGCUGCACAGCGUGGGGGAAGAAAGGGCCAAAGAACUGCUGCACACACAGUACCACGCUGUGGAGAAGAUGACCAACGGGCUCACAAUGAAAUGGUGA